Messenger RNA from Paramecium sonneborni, 1351 nucleotides. The record is from the annotation of a GenBank genome assembly. NCBI's taxonomy places the organism in Eukaryota, Ciliophora, Oligohymenophorea, Peniculida, Parameciidae.
AUGUAAAAAAAAUUUAACUAAUUUGGUAUUGAGAGUAAGGAUAGUACAAUGAAUCUUUUUAGAGUCAGACCUUAAUAUCUAACUCAUGUAUCUCCUGUAGCUGUUGAAGCAGCACAUUCAAAUUUCUUUAGUGGAUCAAAAGAAUUAUUAGAUAAAAUACCUGAUCAUGAAAAAGGACCAAGGUAAGAUUCUAAAGGAAACAUUGUUAAAUAUACUGUUGUUGGAAGUGUUUAAUAAUUCUUAGCUGAAAAAUCAAGAAGCUAAUAAUAAAACAGAAAACCUGCAUAAAUAAGGGUUACUGCAAAUUCAUAAGCAACUCCUUCUACUUAAUAAUAAAAUGACCAAACAGAAAGAGUGAUUUUCAGUUCUAAAGGUAUUUUAUUAUCGUUUACGUAGCCAUAGAAUAAUCAAGCAAAGAUUUUUAAUCUAAAAAAAAUAAAGUUAAAACUAAAGACUUUUAAGAAUUAGUUUUAAAUGAAGAUUAAGUUUAAGAACAAAUUUAAUAAAUCUAAUAAAGAAUUGAAAAAAAUAAAAUAGAAGUAUGUAUCUAUUUAUAUAAAUUAAAUUAAGAACGAUAAAAAAACAAGAUAAUUAUAAAGUCGUAUGUCUAAAGGUGAAUCUUUAAAAAUGAGUAAAUGUGAAAGAGUUAUUGAAACAUUUGAUUAAGUAUAAUAAGAUUGGGAUUUAACUAAAAUAAAAAUAGAAUCUAAAAUAUAAAGAUUACCAGGUCAAUCUCUUUUAGAUAGAAUUGAAUAACAUAGAAUGAAAGAAGAAAUGAAAAGAGUAUUAGAUGCUUUAACUCCAAUAGAAGAAAAAUAAGGUAAUGAAUUUUGGGUAUAAAUAUAAUAUCAUAUACUAUUAGCGUCUCGGAUUAAGAAAAAAAGACUCGAAUAUUAAACCCAAGACUUUCGUAGAUUUAUUUGAAAAAAAUCAUUAGAUCUAUGGCAAUCCUAAAUCUCCACAAAUAGAAAUUGUUAGAAGAUCUUCUUUAAGUUAACUUGAUUUCAAACCUUUUAGUACUUUCACCUCUCAAUCUGCUUUAAAUAAAAAGCUUUCUGAAAACUCUGAUCUUAUUAUGAAAUUAAUACCAACAGUCCCUGAUGACAUUGGAAAUCUCGAAGUUGUUGGCAAAAAUGUGCUUGAAUAAGAAAUUAUUUAAUUAAGAUCUCAAUCUCAUAAAAAUUCGUUUCCUUAUGUAAGGUUUAGUAGCAAUUCUAAUUACGAAAAAUAUAUCAUGAAAAUUCCAACUAAACCAGAAACUUAAUAAAAUGAAGAAAUUAUAGAGGAAAAUUAUGAUAGAAAACGUCUUAUGUCUUAAGGAAAGCUUUCUGAAGUCAAAGGAUAUUUUUGA